UGCUCUUGCGCUCACAUGACACUCUGAGCCAUGGCAGGAGAGAUCAAUGAAGAUUGCUGAGCACGUUGACUCCUCCGAUGGAUUCCUGAGCAAGUUGUCCCUCUACAAAGCGCUCGCUCUGAUUGCCCUCGCUCAGCAAGGAAAGCCCCCCAGUCCCAAACUCCUGGAGAACUUCAUACAAGAGUUACCGAAACCUCAGCUCGGGGAGCCCAGGGACCUGAACACGCUGAGGAUGCAGCCGGCUCAGGACGACGUCCUGACGAUGUCCCAGACGCUGGACCAGCUGCUGGGCAGAGACACGGUCCAGGUGGAGCUCAUACCUGAGAAGAAGGGCUUGUUCCUCAAACAUGUGGAGUACCAGGUCACCAGCCAGCGUUAUAAGAUCUCGGUCUACCGGCGCUACAGUGAUUUUGAUGUCUUCCAUGAGGUUUUGCUGCAGAGAUUUGCCUACAGAGUGGUGCCGGCACUGCCGCCUAAAAGAAUGUUAAAGGGAGUGCUGACCUCGGUCUCUGAGCGCGAGUUCAUUGAAGGGAGGAGACGUGCUCUUGGCAGAUUCAUUAACCUGGUGGCCCGGCAUCCCUUCUUCUCAGAGGACGAGCUGGUCAAGACCUUCCUCACCUUCAGCGGCUCCGAUGUUCAGACCAAGCUGCGUGACACUUACAAGAAAACGGGCGAUGAGUUCAUGACCAACAGAAUCGCAACCCAGGCGAAGGAAUAUCUCCCCGCUGACAUCCAGGCUCAGUUCUCAACAAGCAGAGAGCUGAUUAGAAACAUUCACAACAGCUUCCAGAAGCUGCGGGACAGAGCUGAGAAAAUGGCGGAGCGCUCCAAGGAGAAUGCAACUGAUCUUCUCAUGUUUGGCAGAGAGCUAAGUACUCUGGGCUCAGAUGCUUCGCCUCUUCCCUCCUUGGCCUCCUCACAGAGCACCUGGGGGAGGCUGCGUCAGUCUCUGAAGAGUCUGUCUGUGGAGUUCGCUGUGUUGUCUGACAAAGCCGCUCAGCAGGGCAGACGGGAAGAGGAUGAUGUUGUGGAAAAACUGAAUAUUUUCCUGGAUUUGCUGCAGUCGUACAGAGAUCUCUGUGAAAGACACGAGAAAGGCGUUCUCCACGAGCACCAGAGAGCUCUGCACAAGUACGGCAUGAUGAAGAGGCAGAUGAUGAGCGCCACGGUUCAGCCCAAAGAGCAGGCGUCUGUGGAGCAGCUGGAGUCACGAAUCGUUCAGCAAGAAAACGCCAUCCAGACCAUGGAGCUGCGUAACUACUUCUCCCUGUUCUGCCUCCACCAAGAGACACAGCUCAUCUUCAUCUACCUCCCGAUCACAUCACACAUUCUGGGGGCUUUCGUCAACUCCCAGGUCCAAGGACACAGAGAGAUGGGAGCGGUGUGGAAUGAACUCCAGCCAAAGCUCGGAUGUCUCUUUGGUGGAAAUAAUGGAUUGAAACCCCCGAUCUGAAACCUUAAAUACAGGAGGGUGCAGGAGAGAAACACUGCCGCUGAUGAGGAUAACUGGAAAAUACCUUUCUCUGUGAGCUGAAGAAAACUCUUCUUUUACACUAUAUACAUUCCAUUCAACAAUAGCUUUUUCUAAUGUAAAUGGAUUCUCCAGCUUGUUUUGGGGGGUUUGAUCAUCAACCAUGUAACUGGAAUAGACAGUGGGUCCAUUUAAUGUCAUGCUUGAGGAGGAAAUAUAAAUGCUUUUUUACAAGGGACCAGUCAGACUGUCAGACAAGAGGGAUGACAGAAUAUAUAUGCAGUCCAACUCAUUUCCUAAAUCACCUGUUUCUAACUUGGAAGAAGUUUUUAUACACUAAGAUAGUUGAGAAACAUUGAGAGCGACAGCCAGUUUUAGUUUAUUAAAGGAUGGGAUUCUUUUAAAUCUCCAGUCAUGAAGGUUUUACUUACAGAAUAACUUUAGAACAAUGUAUUUUUUAUACCGAUUUGAGUUCAUAAGGAUGUGUAGCAGCCUACUUUAUAUUUUAAAUCGACAAAUGUGCCAUUUCUUUUACUUAUACAGUGUUUACUUUUAUGUAGAGCAAUAUAUUUGCUUUAUCUGCUUAAAUUGACUCCCAGUUUUAUUUUAUAAGCUACUUUGAAAAGCCUAUAAUACAAGUGUAAAAUACGACAAAGGGCAGAGAUUUGAGAUUUAUUGAUUAAAAAAUGACAACUUUUAGCCUUUGUGGCAUAAUGUCAACAAUAACACUAUAAGCUAUUGCUUUACUACCAAAGAGAAAUUAUAUUAAUCCACACAGCGGUGCAUUAAACCAUGUAACGGGAUUUCUGCACAGUUUGAAUUUAAACAUUUAAUAAUCACCACCUUUAUUUCUUUAAUUUCACUUGAAGAUUUUUUGCCAUGUCACUUUAUAGAUGGAGGCUAUUUUCACAGUUGGAGAAAUCCAAAUUUAAACUGUUUUAUAACGUGUGGUUACUUUUGAAUUCCCUUUCUAUUAGACUUUCUACUUUUCAGACAUUUUGCAUAAAAAUAAUCAUGCACAUUUAUGUCUGUGCAUAUAUAGUUUAUCAGAACUUUGUUUUUUUUCUAAAUAAGUAAAUCAAAGGGACAAGUUGCCGUAUAUAUGCGGGCCCACGUUACCUCACAAACUGAUAUCAUCUCAAAUACACCGAACUGACUGUGUUAAAAUGAACAACGCCAACAUGCAAAUCAGGAAAUGUGCACAUAGAUCAACUUUUUUAUAUCUGCAAACAAACUGUAUCUGGAAUCAUAUAACUAACCAGCACAGAAUAUGAAAUCCAAUAAAAUUAUUACUGUAGAUAUUGUAAAUAUUUUAUUAAAAAAAAGUCAUUACUGAAAUUAAAAUUACAGAAUGGAUAUUUCUGACAGUAUAAUGCUGCUUU
Molecule: messenger RNA, 2853 nt
Organism: Anoplopoma fimbria (sablefish)
Lineage: Eukaryota; Metazoa; Chordata; Actinopteri; Perciformes; Anoplopomatidae
Gene: snx8a
Product: sorting nexin 8a
Exons: 12
Coding region: 47-1453 (468 amino acids)
Biological process (GO): retrograde transport, endosome to Golgi
Molecular function (GO): phosphatidylinositol binding
Source: RefSeq, a predicted model, not a curated record